Messenger RNA from Eurytemora carolleeae, 786 nucleotides. Its product is annotated as transcription and mRNA export factor ENY2. Gene Ontology annotation, cellular component: SAGA complex; DUBm complex; nuclear pore. The transcript has 5 exons. Gene Ontology annotation, molecular function: transcription coactivator activity; chromatin binding. NCBI's taxonomy places the organism in Eukaryota, Metazoa, Arthropoda, Copepoda, Calanoida, Temoridae. The record is from RefSeq and is a predicted model, not a curated record. Gene Ontology annotation, biological process: positive regulation of DNA-templated transcription; regulation of transcription by RNA polymerase II; poly(A)+ mRNA export from nucleus. The coding region runs from base 13 to 411 and encodes 132 amino acids.
AGUUUUAAAAAAAUGCCGCGUUCUUCAUUUAAAUCAAAAAUUUUAGCGGAUUUUCUCCGUUGUUGUCAAAAUUUACUCCAACCUAGAAGCACGUCAUUCAAUGUUAUAAUAGCAAAAAGAGUUAAGAUGGAUCCAAGCGUUAAGACUAGUAUUGAGAAAAGACUGAUUGAGAGCGGAGAGAAAGAAAGACUAAAGGAGCAUCUUCGCUGCAGACUGAAUGAGAGCGGGUGGAGGGAACAGCUAAAGCUUCAUGCUAAAGAGAUAAUUAAAGAGAAGGGAGUAGCUAAUCUAACAGUAGAGGAUCUGGUGAAACAUAUAACCCCCCUGGGACGACAAACCGUUCCCGAUGUCGUCAAGAAGGAGCUCCUCGUCAAAAUACAGAGCUUUCUCGCUCAGCAGCACAAUAUUUAAACAGCUUCCUCGCUCAGCAGCACAUUAUUUAAACAGCUCCCUUGCUUACCGAAAGCUGCUUAACAAUUAGCUAACUUAAUUAAGUUCUUGCGUUGUUGCUGAUUUCUUACAAUUAAUUUCAACUAUCAAAUGUCGUUUUUUCAAAUACUUAUUAGCUUUGGAAAGACUUGAUAAAAUAAAUCACCAAUUUUUAGAUAAUAUUAAAAAAAGAAAAUUUUUUUAGAUUAUCAAUGAGCUCAGAAUUUUACUGUUCUCAUAUUUUUGAAAACUAACGAUGUGUUUCUUCAACACAGUCCAAUUUUUUUGUUGAAUCUAGAAAUUCGUUGAAUUUACUUAGAUCAAUCCUAUCAUCGACUAUUUUGUAAAAUUUGCAGA